AUGGAGGCAGCGAGCGCAGCCGCAGCGUCUGGCUCUGACCCUGGGCCUGGUCCUGGCUCUGGGUCUGGGUCUGGCUCUGGGUCUGGCUCUGGCUUGACCGAGUACGCUGGGGUCGCUGGGGUCGCUGCUGCUCACCGUGGAAUUGGCUCGAGCAAUGCUUCAGGCGGCACCAGCACCAGCACCAGCACCAGCACCGCAUCGUCGUCGUCAUUGGUGCAUGCUGAUGCCAUGUCUGGCAUGCCACCGGGGUCGUCGUCGUCGUCGUGCUCGGCUGCAGAGUCGUCGUUCAAGCCGCCUGCUUCCUCAAAUCUUCCCAAUAUCAACAGCAGCAGCACUGCGUCCCCGUCCUGUGGUGCAACCGUCGCCCCCGCGUCCCCUGCAGCACCAGCACCUGCACCUGCAGCACUCGAUACUGCGCGCCAAGAGCCCCAGCACACCGGGCGGAGCUCGUCCAGCAGCAGCCCAAUAAGUAGUGCCAGUCAUCACAUUGGCCCGUCACACCAGCCGUCGUCAAUGACGAUGAUGAUGAUGGUGAGGUCUGACACCACCAGCUCAGAUAAUGCUAGCAGCACUGCAGGGAUUAAUCCGCCGACUCAGCUUGGGCGGGUGGCAAGCAAGACCACGGUCGCAGUCCAGUCACCAACCCCGCCACCGCAAGAAGUCCACCCUGCAGCGACCAUGCCAACAGAACAAUCAUCGUCGCCGUCAUUGGGAACACCUGCUGCGGAUGCUGCUGAUGCUGAUGCUGAUGCAGUCGCCGCAACGGCGUCGUCGGACGUCGCACCCGAACAGGCUUGGACUGCUCAAGCAGAGUAUGCACUGCCAGUGAUCACGUACUCGGAUGGCGGCCACGAGCGAUCGCUGUCUGAUUUGAGCGAGUCCCGCGACCACCAGCAUUUGGAUGUGCUGCACCUACAACGCGGCCGCAGUCGGCACCGAAGUAACAGCGCCUCGAGCGACGCCAGCUUUUUCAGCAACUCCAGCCUCCUCACAACCGUUAGCACGAGCAGCCUCGAGUCAACCACAAGCGAGGAUCACAGUGACAUGGAGGCGCUCCAUCGGGAACCCCUCUCACCGUCAGCCCGCUUCAGGUAUAUGCAACACAGCGAAAACCCAUCAUCCGCAAGCUCUGAAACCUCGCUCGCCGUGUCCCACCUUCGCGACGACAGCACAGACUCGACAACUUGGGCCAGCGGCCACUUUACAUCCUCCGAAGCGCUCAGCGAUCACCAUUCUUCCCCACGGCAACACGCAAGCAGACGCCCUUGGCUGGCCGAGCAUUCAGCCAGCGAUCCAUCCUGGGUGCCAAGGCGCACACGCUAUUCCUAUCUGCAAUCCCUCGAGCACAACUUGUUGCCAUCGGACGAGAACGGUGGCAGUGGUGCCCAACAGCAUCAACAACAACAGCAACAAUCUGCGCCCAAGCAACCUGGUGGACCAACUCCCACCUCGACAUCCACUUCUCCCACGACCUUGCAGCUGACGGAAGCCGCCGAGGCCGUGAUUGCAUCAAUACGACGAAAUAGCCAGUCGUCGCGUGACGCAAGCAGCCAAGUACCAGCCGACGGCGCAUUAUCAGCAGCAGCAGCAGCAGCAGCAGCAGCAGCGAUCGGAAGCUCGUCGGUGCGACCACAUCACCAGCGGCGGCAAUCGCAUUCCAAUUCCGAUUUCGACCAUCCCGCCUUGGUAACGCCAGUUAGCUUGGACAGGGAGAGCGAAGACGAUGACGACACGCUUGGUCCAUUUCCAUUACCAACAAACAAUCUCUCCACGCGCUCGUCGUUCGACGCUGCUGUGGGCAGUGGAUUUCAACCGGUGGCGGCAUCUCGCGUCCGCUCCCGCUUGCAGUCCCCCAGUGGCGGCAUUUCACUCGUGGAGCGCCUGCAACAAACGUCGGGACUGCGCGUGAUUGAGGACGACGAGCCGCCAGAACACGGCGAGCGACGUCUCGGCAUGCGCCUGUCCAAUACCAGCAUGGACCAACCCAUCGAUCUGAGUGCUGCGAUUGGCAUUGAUCUCGAUCGUUCCACGGGCCUCAAGCGCGAUGACGAGUUUGCGUAUGAAAGCGGGCGGCCCCGCUGCACCUCCCUCACCAUCCUUCCAUCUCAGCUAUCGCGCCAAGGCUCAGGGGAGAUUCAGGCGGCGAGCUUUGCGCAACAGCUGCCAUCUGUCACGUCCAUUGCUGACGAUCGUGACUUUAACACUUUGGCAUCCUCCGCCGACCUGUAUCCAUCCUCCUCCGUUCUGGACGAAUCGCGAUCGCCAUCCAUUUCGAGCGGCCCGAGAACGCCACAGACACCGCUUGAUCACUCAUCGAGCGCCUCGAAUUUCCCUGCGCUCACGUCGCCCGCGAGACGCGCGCCUGUCACCUUCCAAAGCGACUCGAGGGACUCGUCCACGCAUUUCAGCGAGUCGGAUGCCUCGCCAUCCGCGUCUAAGGCGGCUUCGGAAGUUGCCACCUCGCUCCUGGCCCAGAAGCGGGCAGCAAGUCGCCAAAUGUCGCUUCCAGUGCGUUCGCGUGUGCUCGCACCCGACGCUUCAGUCGACGUGUUUUCCAGCCCGAGCAAUCUCAUGUCGCCGCCACCGACCCAGCUGCGUCGAGAUAGCACGGCAUCCUCGGUUGGCGUCGCGUCCCCGCUGUACAUUGCCUCGCAGCAUGCGCAUGCUUUUGACAACAUCCCCCCGACGCCGCCGGGUCUGGUCGGUCGCGACUUUUUGUCACACGGCCGGCACGACUCGCAUGGCGAAAUGGAUGUCCAGUCUCCAUCUGCGAUGGCGGCCAUGCGCGAAAUCGAAGAAUCCCUUCUGGCCAACCAGUACAUUGUUAAAUUUUCUGAUUUGACGCUCGAGCACGAGCUGGGUCGAGGAAGCUUUGGUGUCGUGUACAAAGGGCGGUUACACGGCUCGCCGAUUGCUGUGAAACGACUGCUGCUGAACAUGCCCGAGAAGCUGCUGAAGGAGUUCAAUGCCGAGGUGUCUGUGAUGCGCCGGCUCCACCAUCCGAAUGUCAUCUUGUUUAUCGGUGCGACCGUCUCACCCGACCCGCUGUGCAUCAUCACCGAGUAUGUCAGCAAAGGCACGCUCGAUGGUAUCCUGAAUGACGACGGCCAAGUGAUUGAUCCCAACCGGAGACUGCGCUUCUCGUUGGACAUUGCGCGUGGCAUGAGUUGGCUUCAUCACUACGGUAUCAUCCACUCUGAUCUCAAGCCCACAAACAUUUUGGUCUCGGAAAAUGACAACUGCAAGGUCGGCGAUUUCGGUUUGAGUAAAAUGGUCAAUUACAAUCGCAUGUCCGUCAGCAACACUGGAGGCGGUGGCACUGUUGCCUACACGGCACCUGAGGUCAUCCGUGGAGAGCGACUCACAGUCAAAGUGGAUGUGUACGCGUAUGCAAUUUGCAUGUGGCAAAUUAUCACGCGAUCCCAACCCUACUCUGGGAUGCACUCGCACGCAGUCUGCUUUGCCGUGGUUGCACGUAAUAUGCGCCCUCCUGUUCCUCAGACCGCUGAAGAACCCUAUCUCGCUCUUAUGAUCAAUGAUCGACCGGAUUUCGAUUCCAUCAACACCACUCUCACCACGAUCGAACAGAACCUGCUGACGCAAAACGACCAGCUCAUUUUGAUGAACAGCUCCAGUCUGUUCCAGGCCUCUCCAAGCCACAGCGACAAUCCGACCAGCUGGACUGGAGAACAGGUGGCGGUUUGGCUUGACAUGAAAGGAUACUCGGCCUACAUCAACGCCUUUAUGGAUGCGGAAAUCAGCGGCCGCGUCCUGCUCACGCUCACAGAGGCCGAUCUCAAGGGCGAGCUUGGUGUUGCUUCUUUCGGCAAGCGCCGGGAGCUUUUGCUCGACAUUGACGAGUUGCGCCAGCUUGCGGGCCAGCUGGAAGAGUCCAUCAGGCUGCUCGCAGACGACCGCGACCCCAGCAACGGCAACGGCAACGGCAUUCCCUUGUCCAUUUCCCCGACCGGUCAGCUCUCGCCGGCAGCGCCGAGGUCGCGCACUUCCAUUGGCUCCAUUACUUCGCUCCCGGCCAUUACGGCUGGGGCGAUCGGAACCUUGAGUGCUCCCACCUCAAACACUAUUCUGGCUGCGCUUCCGGAAGGUAUCGCGGUUCACGUCCAGCAGCCCUCGACGGACGACACUGUGCGCAACAACACUCAGAGCCCCAACGCAGCCCCGUUCCGUCCAAAGAGUUUGUCGCUCAGCCGUGCGCCUUCGUCCUCGGUGCUUCCCCAGGGCGCUGAAAAGCAUGACGUGCAUGUUUUGGUCCGCUCCGGCUCUAGCACCUCGCUGGCGCGUGCCUCGUUCACGAGUCUGUCUCGAGCUCCUUCCCACCACGGUCUGCAUUCAGGCUCUCAACUCUCCAAGACCGCCGAACCUCGAAAAAUUGCCGUGUUGAAGCGCGUCGCAUCCGCCGGCAAACUGGCCUACCUCUUCCGAUCACACGAUUUGUCGGAAGACGACCUGCCGAAAGCCAAGACCGCCGCCCCAGUGACACUGUGCGACGUGUGUCGAAUGCCACUGGCUGCCGUGGUCGAUCGUCUGCUCAAGUGCCGUGGCUGCGGUUUGCGAUGCCACUUUGAGUGCUACCCCGAGAUUGCGCACACUUGCCUCAUUCUUUCCACCUACGCCGCCAAGCAACUUCAACUUGCCAACGAGCCGGUGCCUGCCAUUGCACCCGCUGCGAGCACUGAUACCCACACCGAUGGCAGCGCGGCGAAGGCAAACAAAACAGGAAUGGCUUCGUCGCCCUUGCCUGGCAAACCCAAAAACAAGGGGUCGUUUUUCAGCAUUCGCAGCGGCUUUCCCUCAAGCGCCAAUUCUGGCGCUUCUUCGGCGGCAACGGCUGGUGCCACCAGUACUGCAAACGCAUCGUCUGGAGCAGCGUCUGUUGCCGCGCCAGCGGCGGCUGUCACCGAGUCGGACGCUGUGGUCGGCCCGCCCUCGACCAAGCAGUACAUGGCGUUAGUCACCAGUCCGUCUGCCGAAAACAUUGGCUUUGGGACAAAGCCGGAAAGCAUUGUUGACAUUUUGGUGGAGCUCUUGAUGACCAUCAAGGACGGCCAGGCGCUCUACAACGCCGGUCGCCACAAAAAGUGCUACGAGCUGUACAAGACGGUCGCCAAACGGCUCACGAUCAGCUGCACCACCGAUUUGAACAACAUCUUGAUGGCGCAUCCCGACAAGAUCAAGCUGGCCGUGCAGCUCACGCCCUUUUCGUCAAAGUUUGCGCCGCCUGGACCCAUGUCGCGCGCGCUUCCAUUCGCUGCGCUUCUCAGCCAGGCCGAGGCGGUUGAAAAGACCAAAUCCUCGACGUUGGGCGGCGAAAUUGUGCGAUCCUUGUCCAUGCAACCUGGCGAGACGCGCCCCCCGCGCGAGCCCAGCCAGACGAUGCCGCCAAUGUCGGUUGCUGACGUGCACAAGCACCGGGCCCAGCUGUUUGCCCGCAAGAAGACCAACCGGAGUCUCGGCGGCGAGGACCAAAUCAAGGCAUGGCUGUCGUCUGACAACAUUACGGCCAACAUGAUGACGUACAAGCAAGAGCGCCAGCAAGAACUGGAGACCAAGCCCGCCAGCAAGCCGUCCAGGACGCCGUUGUCCUUGCAGUCAUCGGUCGGGUCCAACGACGGGGGUGAUUUGGCGAGCGGCGACAGCCACGAUCAACCGCUUGCGUCGCCGGUGAGCUCUAGUGGAUCCUUCUCCACCCACAGUACCGAUUUCCCGGACUCGCACACUUCGCCAGUGACUGUGCGAUCACACUCGUUCUCGUCAAUGUCGCACUACAACGUUGGUGGAGACGCCACGAAAGCGGCGCGCACUGCGCUCAAGAAAGUUCGCGACGAGGAGCGCGAGCGUGACAAGGAGCGCGAGAAGGAACGUGAGCGCGACCUCGCCGAGCGCGAGAAGCGCGAAAAGAAGGAGCGCAAAGAGCGUGAAAAGGAAGAACGUCGCCGCGAGAAGGAACUUCGUGAAAAGGAGCUUCACGAGAAGGAGGAGCGCGAGCGCGAAAAGGAAAAGGAGCGAGAGCGCGAAAAAGAAGAGCGCCGCCGUCGCGAGAAGGAGGCUAGGACUUCCAUGGCUGGAGCCAUUCCUCCCACCAGCCCAACUGGCGUAUCUUCAGUGCCGCGAGCGCUUGGGCUGCACAUUCCCCGCAGUUCAUCCAACACCAUCUUGAGCACACACGCAGCGCACCCGUUUGUGGUGAAUGCCAUCUACACUCAGCCCGCGCCUCCGUCUCCCUCGCUUGUGGGUGCGACUGGCUCGACUGCUGCUCUCGAUUUGGAAAGCACGUUGCAGCUCUCAGCGGUCGACGCGAGCAUCCCGACUUCCGUCAAGCGGCAAAGCUGCGAGGUUGACUGGGCACCGCCAGCCAAGGCCGCCGCCAUUCUGGGCAUUCAGUCCAUGCUUGCGCCUGCAGAUCAGGCUGCCCUGGCGACCGAGCGGCCGAAAGGCGGCCCGCCCACUGCGCCAAACUCGGCCCCCAUGCAAAAGUCGUCUUCUGCCGUCAAUCUGCCAAUCCCGCAAGACAUGCCGGUCCCGCCGUCGCCCACUCUGGCUGCCCUCUCGUCCGAGCCUUUGCCAACGACCUCCCAUGCGGCAUCUACCGCUGGCGCGGCCGAUACCCAUCCAGUAGCGGGCAGGUUGUUUUCGGGCUCGUUCUGGGGUGGCGUGAUUGGCAAGAAGACGUCGCGGACGUCUGUCAGCUCGCCCGCAGCCGCAACGAUUCAAUCGCAGUCCAGCACUUCGCUCGCUCUGGUAAAUGUCCCCUCGACCGGAGAGACGAGCAGCACUGCUUCGGCAGAUUCAGCAACAGCACGCCCGCCCGCCGACACCUCGCCCUCCAACGCUACGUCGACAGGAUUGUCCGGCGGGCGCUCUACGCAAGACCUGCAUCAUCCCACCCCGCCUCCAAACCCGGCCAAGCUGUUUGCAACCACCCUGCUUGCCCCUGGCGGGCUGCUGUCCACGCGGCGGCGCUCAGUGGAGUCCAUUUCGUACAAUCCGACGCUCGUCACAUUCCCGGCCGCAGCCGUCACAUCCAAGCCGGUCUUUCGUCGCCCAAUGUUUGGAACGAGCAUCAUCAAGGAGCGCUCAGCGUCCACCGACGACGGUAGUGCCACACCGAGCACCGCUGCUGCUGCGCUUGUCACCGCCGCGAGUGCGGAUGCGUCCGCGCAGUCUGCCAAAGUGCUCCGAGGUGGCUCGUCGUCCAGAAUCCGCCGGCCGUCCUUUUCCAGCUCGUCAGAGGCCCCGUCCAUCGCCGAGCGCGUGUCGUCUCCACCGCCACUAGCAAGCUUUGUCACCUCGAUUGCCGGCAGUGGCCAUCCAGUAGCGCUGCACACAUCCUCGUUCCCGCCCCUCUCGCCGACCGUGGAGCUGCCAUCAACCCCAACCUCUCCGGCGGCGCAGCCUCAGCAACAACCGCAACUGCCACAACAGCAACAGCAGCAACAACAACAACAACUUCCACAACAACUGUCCUUGGUCGAACCGCUGUCCGUAUCGGUUCUCAAUCGUCCGUCUUUGGACGAGUUCUUUGUCUUUGCUUGCAAGCUUGUGGUUCACUUAUCGUUCGCACUUCAACGUCUGGACAAGCGCUCGCGCAGCUGGGAGAAUGCUCUCCUGCUCAAAUCUGCGUUUGACAUUGUUUUGUAUCGCGAAGGCGUCUACCCGGCCUCGGAUGCCAACCAGCAAGAGCAAUCUCUCGACUUUAAGGACCUCAAGGCUGACGGCUUUGUUGAAGUUGUUCGAUUGUGA
Molecule: messenger RNA, 7761 nt
Organism: Capsaspora owczarzaki ATCC 30864
Lineage: Eukaryota; Filasterea; Ministeriida; Capsasporidae
Exons: 8
Coding region: 1-7761 (2586 amino acids)
Biological process (GO): protein phosphorylation
Molecular function (GO): protein binding; protein tyrosine kinase activity; ATP binding
Source: RefSeq, a predicted model, not a curated record